AUGGCAGGAAAAACAAGCUUCGUUAAAGCACUGGAGAGUGGUAAACCAUUUCUGGCAGAAGCCGAUAAGAGAACUAUAGGGGUAGUAGAAAAAGUGAUGAAGCUAGAUGAUAAAAUAGAAUGCAAACUCCUUGACAGUGGUGGCCAUAGAGCGUACAUGCUGACUAACCAGCUGUUCAUCAGUGACAAUUCAUUGGUAUUGAUUGUUGUUGACAGCAAUCAGUAUAAGUUUACUCAACAAUGUUUUCGACAAAACAUUGCAGAUUUCCUGCAAGUUGUGUAUGACAGAAACAGCAGAGCUCACAUUGCUAUCGUUGUGAGUAAAGUUGAUCUGAUGGUCGACACGUCAAGAGAAGAAAUGAGUAGAAAGUGGAGUGAACAUCUGCACACUCGUCUACGUCAAUUCUUGAAGAUCAGACAAGCUGAGAUUGAUCGAAUGAAACGAAUCAUUGCAACUGGUGAUUCUCCAAAGAACAAAUACGUAUCAGAACGUCUUCACUUUUUCGACUUUCAGCGAAUAACUGUUGAAGAAAAUGUGCUAUUGACGAGUGCAGCUACACACGAGGGUGUGGUCAGUGUGAAGGUUCAUUUAAGAGAACUGUGUGGUAAUGAAAGGCUGAUGCCUUCACUGCACACAGAGCUGCCGUCAUCAUGGGUAACUGUAGAAGACAAGUUGAUUACACCACAAGCUGACACGUCUGUCCCCAUUCUAGAUGUCUCUUAUGCAAUGCGACUGUGUGUAGAGCACGGACUGACAGAAGAAAGCUGUCGUGAGUUGCUAAACUACCUGAACCAGGUAGGAAGAAUUCUGUAUUACUCUCAUCACCCGACUUUAGCAGAAGUUCUCUUUCCUGUACCACCAUUUGUGGUCACUUUACUUAAGGCUGUUUUCAGACAUGAUCACGAAUCUUUAGAAUAUGAUUAUCGGUUUAUUGGGGUAGAUAUAGGUCCUCAGAAGUUUGAGGAGAUGAAAAAUGAUCUUGUUUUUAAUGGCAUUGCUAGCAUAUCUAUGCUGCUGGCACUGUGGAGUGAGUUCCAUCUUACUGCAGAUCGUCAUGUUGACGUGUUUAUUAAGCUUUUUCUUGCUCUCGACUUUGGUUAUCUAACUGGCUCAUCAGAUGAUGUAGUUCAGGAACUGGCACACGCUCUGGGAAGACGUCAGAUCACUUUAGCUCGGCCAAGUAGCACCAACCCGACAUCAGAUUCAUCUGGUCACACAAUAGAACAAAAUCGUCAUCAAGAGCAAACAGACAGUUGCCAAGUGAUUUCUAAGCUAAAACAACAUAAUGUUGGCUUGUUGUUGCCAUGGUUACUCAAUGAUGAGAAACCAGAGGAUGUUAGUGACCUUUGGCCUCUAGAUAUACCACAUGGAGUCAUACAAGUUGCAGUGGAAUACUCAUUUGCAUAUGAACGUCCAUUGGGUUUGUUUGAACGACUGUCUGCUCUGGACUGCUGA
Corticium candelabrum is the source of this 1455-nucleotide messenger RNA. Its product is annotated as malignant fibrous histiocytoma-amplified sequence 1 homolog. The transcript is spliced from 2 exons. The coding region runs from base 1 to 1455 and encodes 484 amino acids. Gene Ontology annotation, molecular function: GTP binding. NCBI's taxonomy places the organism in Eukaryota, Metazoa, Porifera, Homoscleromorpha, Homosclerophorida, Plakinidae. The record is from RefSeq and is a predicted model, not a curated record.